Messenger RNA from Saccostrea cuccullata (small rock oyster), 1229 nucleotides. RefSeq names its product nose resistant to fluoxetine protein 6-like. Gene Ontology annotation, molecular function: acyltransferase activity, transferring groups other than amino-acyl groups. Bases 1 to 1185 code for a protein of 394 amino acids. NCBI's taxonomy places the organism in Eukaryota, Metazoa, Mollusca, Bivalvia, Ostreida, Ostreidae. The record is from RefSeq and is a predicted model, not a curated record. The transcript is spliced from 10 exons.
AUGAGCUGGGUAAUCCUAGGACACACCUGGGCCUUCACAGCCACCAGUCAAUUUGGCUCAAACUUUGGGCCGUACGUCUCAAACUUUUUCAAAAGAAGAUCAGCUCAGGCAAUCCUGAAUGCCCUUUUUUCUGUUGACACAUUCUUUGUGUUGAGCGGACUACUAACAUCAUAUUUGACUCUGAAACAGAUGAGUAAAGUAAAGGGAAAAAUAAACUGGUUUCUGUUUUACUUUCAUCGCUUUUGGAGACUGACACCAGCUUACAUGAUGUUAAUAGCAGUAGCAGUGGGAGUCGCACACCACGUGGUUAAUGGACCAAAUGCACCAAAACCCGAUACAGUCUGUCCUAAAUACUGGUGGUGGAAUCUCCUCUACAUCAACAACUUUGUUGACAGUUCCGCAAAUCUGUGUUUAGGAUGGUCAUGGUAUCUGAAUAAUGACAUGCAGUUCUACAUCUUAAGUCCAGCUAUGAUUGUACCGUUGUUUUUUAAAGACAUAAUUGGUAUCAUCUCCUGUGGUAUAUUUCUUGCGGCUACGACGAUCACCACUGGUGUGUUAAGUCACCACUACAGCUGGAAUCCCUUGGUUGUUGGGGGUGGCAAGCAUCCAGGUGGUGAUGUAUUCAAGGACUACUACAUUAAACCCUACUGUAGAAUGGGUCCAUAUAUUUGUGGAAUAUUUACUGGAUACCUAUUGUACAAAUUCAAGAAUAAAUGCCAAAUCAAUAUUUUUGUAAAUCUAGGAAUUUGGGGAGUGGCAACAGCUUGUGCAUCAGCAGCGCUGUAUGGACUUUAUGAUGCUUUUAAUGGUCAUCCUUUAUCCAACGAAGUUUCGUCUCUUUAUAAUGCUUUAAGCAGAACUGUUUGGGGUGCUGCUGUCUGCUGGGUUAUCUUUGCAUGCGCAACCGGAAAUGGUGGGCCGAUCAAUACGAUCCUUUCUUGGAAAGUAUUGGUGCCAUUGUCCAGACUGACAUACUGCGCCUAUCUCGUACACCCAUUAAUAAUAUACGCCUACAACGGGAGUCACCCUCAAACAAUCUAUCUAAGUGAUAUUGACCUCAUUUACAAGUUCAUAGCAAACCUCGUGAUUUCCUAUGGAGUUGCGUUGGUUUUCUCGAUAUCUUUCGAGUCUCCUUUCAUGGGUCUGGAAAAGGUCCUGCUGUCUGGUUUUUCCCAAAAAAAGUGAAAACAAUCAACCUAAAAACAAAGUAAAUGGAAAUGCUGACAUUU